AUGCCUGAAAGCAAAGUUGAUACUACGCCUCCAAAUUACUUGCAAAUUAAUCAAGGAAAUAACGAACUUAUACAACCAAAUAUAAGUUCUAUUAUUUCCGAACCUAAUAUGUCACACGAUGAUUCAUUGUUAGGUGUAUUUUAUGGUAUUGGUAUGAAUGUAAAUAAUGUAUUAGGAUCAGGAAUAGUUACUUCACCAGGAAUUAUUUGGAACUUAGUAAAGUCUCCAAGGAUUAUAUUAAUUUUAUGGCUUAUAGGUGGACUUAUUAGUAUGACAGGAACGUUAACUUACGUUGAACUUGGAGCUAUGCAUAAAAUAAGUGGUGGAGAGACGAAAUAUUUACAGACUGCUUAUCCAAAACCGAAACUUAUGAUGAGCUACCUUUUCAGCCUUAUGUUUAUUUUUGCAAUACAACCAGGAAUUAUAAGUUCUGUCUUGCAAACCGCAGCACUGUAUUUUUGGUAUACCAUUACGGGAUCUCAAUACGAUAAAGAUCCUGAGGAAUACGACAACUUUAAAUUUUCUCCGAUGUGGAGUAUAAAGAUUAUUGCAAUUGCAACAAUAAUAGGAAUUGUUAAAUUGAUUAUAAAUUGGGAGACAAGUCGCAGUAAUUGGCAUGAACCAUUAAAAGUAGAUACAGGAAUCAUAGAAUACUCUCAUUCGAUUUUGUUGAUUAUGUUCUCCUAUAAUGGCUGGAAUAAUUUGAAUUAUUCAUUAGACGAAUUUAGAAAUCCGGAAAAGAAAUUGAUUUUCAGUAAUAGCAUCAGCGUUGGAAUCGUCUCUAUAAUGUAUCUUCUCGUAAAUAUUGCAUAUAUCUCUGUUUUACCAAAAGUAGACGUGGAUAAUGAAACGACAAAUGAAACUAUAGCAGCAUCAUUCUUUUCUCAAUUAUUUAAAAGCGAUAUAGUUGUUAGAAUUUUCACUUUACUUAUUGCACUCUCUGUAAUUGGAACUGCUGCGGCUUUGGUAUGGAGUGGAUCAAGAGUUAUUCUUGCAGCAGCAAGAUCAAACUUUUUUCCAGUAUAUUCGGAUCAAUUAAGAACAUGGCAUGAAGAUUAUAAUACACCAGUUAAUGCACUUCUAGUGCAAUUUAUUUGGUGUUCACUAAUUAUAUUAUUUGUUGGUGAGAAUAAAACAAUCACGAGUCGUGAAUCAUUUAAAAUGUUUGCAAUUUAUAGUCUUUGGUUUUUUUAUUUGGCUACUGGUGUAGGAUUAGUGGUGUUACGAUAUAAAAGGCCCGAGGAACAUCGUCCCUUUAAAGUUUGGUUACCCAUAACAGGAUUAUUUAUAUUGGCAGGAAUAUUUAUACUAUUAUAUCCAUUAAUAGUUGAAUGUUCAGAUAAAAGAAAUUGUAUAAAUAUAGUAAGAAAUCCUAUAUACUUGAGUUACGGAUUUCUUUUCAUUGCUUUGAUGUCAUGGUGUUUGAAGAAAAAGCAACAAGCUGAUAUCGACACGACUGAAUUUUACACAUCUUCCUAA
Funneliformis mosseae is the source of this 1479-nucleotide messenger RNA. Lineage: Eukaryota; Fungi; Glomeromycota; Glomeromycetes; Glomerales; Glomeraceae. The record is from the annotation of a GenBank genome assembly.